Messenger RNA from Chinchilla lanigera (long-tailed chinchilla), 8377 nucleotides. It is a transcript of the gene Muc6, whose product is annotated as mucin 6, oligomeric mucus/gel-forming. Bases 1 to 6591 code for a protein of 2196 amino acids. Lineage: Eukaryota; Metazoa; Chordata; Mammalia; Rodentia; Chinchillidae. The transcript is spliced from 33 exons. The record is from RefSeq and is a predicted model, not a curated record. Gene Ontology annotation, molecular function: protein binding. Gene Ontology annotation, cellular component: extracellular matrix.
AUGACUAGGGCAGGGCCACCACCCCUAUAUAAGGCGGGCAGCGCUGGUUGCCUGAGUCGCACAGGUGGCAGCAGCAAGCCUGCCAGGCGCCCAGCAGCGGGACCGAGCAGCAGCGACCUCUCUCCCAGAGCCAGAACCAUGCUUGAACCCAGGCUGCUGCUGCUGCUGCUGCCCUGUGGGGCAGCCCUGCUGGUGGCUGACUCCCCGGCUGGAAAUGACACAGGCCCCAGUGCCCAAGGCAGCCCACAGUCCUCCCCAGACAAGGGCUGGUGCUCCACGUGGGGCGCCAGCCACUUCUCCACCUUCGACCACCGUGCCUAUGACUUCUCGGGGACCUGCAACUACAUCUUCGCAGCCAUCUGCAAGGAUGCAGUGCCCGCCUUCAGUGUGCAGCUGCGGCGAGGGCCAGACGGGAACAUCUCCCGGGUCAUCGUGGAGCUGGGGGCCUCUGCCGUCACCGUGGACAAUGGGACCAUCUCCGUCAAGGAUGUGGGGGUAGUCAGCCUGCCCUACACCAGCAACGGGCUUCAGAUCACACCCUAUGGCCAGAGCGUGCGGCUGGCGGCCAAGCAGCUAGAGCUGGAGUUGGUGGUGCUGUGGGGCCCAGACCCCCACCUCUUGGUGAGGAUAGUGGGCAGGGCAGACGUGGGGGGCACGCAAGCAGGGGCCCACCUGCUGAGCCCUCACUGGCAGCACCCUGGGUCCUGGAGGCAGCGCAGGGCGGGUGGGCCGCCUGGCCGGGAGUGGGCAGCGCCCCCCAGCAGUGUCCAUCACCCACCACAGGUCCUGGUGGAGAGGAAGUACAUGGGCCAGAUGUGCGGGCUGUGUGGGGACUUCGACGGGAACAUGGACAACGACUUUAUUAGCGAGGAUGGCAAACUCCUGGAACCCCACAAGUUCGCUGCACUCCAGAAGCUCGAUGACCCCAAUGAGAUCUGUGCCUAUGAGCCCAUCCCCAGCACCCCCACCCUGCAUGCCAAGGACGCCGGGACCUGCACCCAACUGCUCGCCCUGGUGUCCCCCGGGUGUGAUGUGCCCAAGGAGCCACUGGUGCACAGCUGCCAGGCGGAUAUGGCGGCAUGCAGCUUGCCUGGGCAGCCCAACUGCAGCUGUGCCACGCUGUCAGAGUUUUCACGCCGCUGCAGCCUGGCGGGCCAGCCCGUGAGCCACUGGCGGGGUCCCGGCCUCUGCUCACUGGGCCCAUGCCCCGCCAGCCAGGAGUACCAGGAGUGUGGCGCAGCCUGCACCCGGACCUGUUCCAACCCUCGGCACAGCUGCCCCAGCUCCUGCACCUUUGGUUGCUUCUGUCCAGAGGGCAUGGUACUGGACGACCUCUCCACAAACCACACGUGUGUGCCGCUCAGCCAGUGCCCCUGCAUGCUCAAUGGGGUGGUCUACAGCCCCGGUGAGGUCACAGCAGCUGCCUGCCGGACCUGCCAGUGCACCACAGGCAGCUGGACGUGUACGGAGAAGCCGUGCCCCGGGACCUGCUCCCUGGAAGGUGGCUCCUUCGUCACCACGUUUGACACCAGGCCCUACCGCUUCCACGGCACCUGCACCUACAUCCUCCUCCAGAGCCCACAGCUCCCCGAUGAGGGGACUCUCAUGGCGGUGUACGACAAGUCAGGCUACUCACACUCGGAGACCUCCCUGACUGCUAUCAUCUACCUGUCCCGGAAGGACAAAAUCGUGAUCUCGGAGGAUGAGGUGAUCACCAACCAAGGAGACACCAAGUGGCUGCCGUACAAGACACGCAACAUCACCAUCUUCAGGCAGACGUCCACCCACCUCCAGAUGGCCACCACCUUCGGGCUGGAGCUCGUAGUCCAGCUGCGCCCCGUCUUCCAGGUGUACAUCACUGUUGGGCCCCAGUUCCAAGGCCAAACCAGAGGGCUCUGUGGCAACUUCAACGGAGACACCACUGAUGACUUCAUGACCAGCAUGGGCAUUGACGAGGGCACCGCCACUCUCUUCGUGGACUCCUGGCGGGCAGGGAACUGCCCAGCUGCCCUAGAGCGUGAGACCGACCCUUGCUCCAUGAGCCAGCUCAACAAGGUGUGCGCAGAGACCCACUGCUCAGAGCUGGUGAGGAAGGGCGGUGCGUUUGAGAAGUGCCACGCCACCGUGAACCCCACACCCUUCUACAAGAGGUGCGUGUACCAGGCCUGCAACUACGAGGAGACCUUUCCCCACAUCUGUGCAGCCCUGGGCACCUAUGCGCAGGCUUGCGCCUCCCGGGGCAUGCCGCUCCAGGACUGGAGGAGCAGCGUGGACAACUGCACCGUCCCCUGCACCGGCAACCGCACGUUCAGCUAUGACAGUCGGGCCUGCGGCCGCACAUGCCUCUCACUCUCUGACCCUGAGGCUGAGUGCCAUGCCAGCACCAUGCCCGUGGACGGCUGCAACUGCCCUGAGGGCACCUACCUGGACCACAAGGGCGAGUGCGUGCGCAAGGCCCAGUGCCCUUGCUUGCUGGAGAGCUCCAAGUUCCUCCCAGCGGACCAGUCUACCAUGAUUAACGGAGUCAUCUGCUACUGUGUCAACGGGCGGCUUAGCUGCUCUGGGCAGCCACAGAUGUUCCUGGCUUCCUGCCCGGCCCCCAAGACGUUCCAGUCCUGCGACCAGUCCGCGGAGGACAAGUUCGGGGCCGCGUGCGCGCCCACCUGUCAGAUGCUGGCCACGGGCACCGCCUGUGUGCCCACCAAGUGCGAGGCUGGCUGCGCCUGUCCAAAGGGGCUCUACGAGAACCCCAGUGGGGAGUGUGUGCCCCCGGAGCAGUGUCCCUGUGACUUCGCGGGGGUCUCCUACCCCGGGGGUGCAGAGCUCCACACUGACUGUAAGACCUGCACCUGCUCGCAGGGGCGCUGGGCCUGCCAGCAGAGCACCCACUGCCCAUCCACCUGUGUGCUCUACGGGGAGGGCCAUGUGGUCACCUUUGACGGGCAGCGCUUCGUGUUUGAUGGCAACUGCGAGUACACCCUGGCCACGGACGACUGUGGCACCAACAGUUCACAGCCCACCUUCAAGGUCCUGACGGAAAAUGUGAUCUGCGGGAAGUCGGGGGUCACCUGCUCCCGUGCCAUCGAGACUGUCCUGGGCGGCCUGUCCAUCACGAUGGCGGACGGCAGCUACGUAGUGCGUGGCGAGGACCCCGGCGUGCACUUCCAGGUGCAGCCCAGCGCCCUGAGCCUGGUACUGGAUGCAGACAUCCCCGGCAGGCUCAAUCUGACACUCGUCUGGAACAAGCACAUGAGCGUCUCCAUCAAGGUCCACCGCUCCUCCCAGGACACUCUCUGUGGCUUGUGCGGCAACGCCAACGGGAACAUGAAGGACGACUUCGAGACGCGCAGCAGGUACGUGGCAUCCAGUGAACUGGAGUUCGUGAACUCCUGGAAGGAGAGCCCACUAUGCGGGGACACACGCGCCGCAGUCGAGCCCUGCAGCCUCAACGCCUUCCGCCGCUCCUGGGCUGAGCGCAAGUGCAGCAUCAUCAACGGCCAGACCUUCGCCGCCUGCCACAGCAAGGUGUACCACCUGCCCUACUACGAGGCCUGCGUGCGCGACACGUGUGGGUGCGACACGGGCGGAGACUGUGAGUGUCUGUGCGACGCAGUGGCUGCCUACGCCAUGGCCUGCCUGGACAAGGGCGUGUGCGUGGACUGGAGGGCCCCAGACUUCUGCCCCAUCUACUGUGACUUCUACAACACCCACCCGCACGCUGGCAGCCAGGACCAGCCCACACAGGACGACUGCCUGUGGCACUACCGGCCCUGCCUCUGCCCCGGCAGCCUGCAGGACUUUGAGGGUACCAACAUCGAAGGCUGUUACAACUGCUCCCAGGACGAGUACUUUGACCAGAGCCAGGGGACCUGCGUGCCUUGCGCCCCGCCCCCGACAUCACCGCCACUGCUACCCACCACAGGCACCCAGACACCAGGCCACCCAGCCACAGUCUCCACGGAGAGAUGGACGGCCUCGGCCUUGGCCACCACUGAGUCCUCAGGAGGUAACACAGGGCAUAGGGUGGAUUCUGCUGGUGCCCAGGGUCUGUGUGAUGCAGCAUUGGGUGAAAACAGCUCUCAUGAUCCCACAGAAACAAGUGCCCACCAGGAAACAGCACACACUCUGCCAGCUCCACAAACACAGACAACAGGACAAGCAAUCUCGGGAGAAACUACACUGGACACAGAGACAGCCACCCAGACCAGUGGCCACUCAACAGCAUCAACAACACAAGCCAUGGAAGUCACAUCCAGAACGCUGCACACCCAUGCACCCAGUCACUCCACGCCCAAGCAGUCCCUCUCCCAAACGCCACACACAAGGCCCACUGCCUCAGGAACACCCCUCAAGACCAACAGCCACUCUCCAACGACACCCAGGCCCGAAACCCCACUUCCCACUGAGUCUCCCUCAGUCAGCAGCUCCUCCAUGACACCCACCUCUCAGAGUGCUACCACCAGUCCACAUGUAGUCUCUUCCCCGUCCACCAAGCGACCAACUGGUACAACCCAGCCAACCACCAUGGUUACUGGGGUAAAACCCACCAACGCACCGCUAACCACAACUUCCAGGACCAUAUCCAAACCUCACGUAUCACUCAGCACAGCCAGGACAUCGUCGGUCCUAUUCACAGAACCCUCCUCCACACACCACCCACAAUCCACAUCUCCCCUUGAAACCACCAUCAGCUCCUACCCCACUAGCACAGGGAGCACCUCCACAGGUACCCAUAGCACACCUGCCACACGCAGUACGCCUCACACCCCAUUCGCCACACACUCCCCUCCCAUGCUCUCUGUCUCACACACGCCACACACCACAAGUACUGCCUCAGGAACAUCCCUCAUGACCACCAGCCACUCUCCAACCACAUCCAGAACCCAGACCUCCUUUCCCAUUCAGUCUGCCACAUUCACAACAGCCUCCUCUCACACCACACCAACAAGUCUACACACAGUCUCUUCUGCUUCCACCAUGACACCAACUGCUACCACCCAGCCAGCCACCAUGGUGACACGAACCACAUACACUCCACCAACACCAACCACCACCACCCGUUCCACCACCCAGGCACACUUGUCAUUCAGUACAGCCAGGACCUCUCCUAUCCACAUCACACAACCUUCCUCCACACACCAACACCAACCCACGUCACCCCAUGCUACCUCCAUGACCGACUACACCUCUAGCACAGGGAUCCCCACCACAAUGGCCCUCACCACGUCCACCACACUCAGCAGUGCCCAAACCCCAUUCUCCACACACUUCCUUCCAACGCUCUCUGUCGUCCACAGUCCACACCCCACAGGGCCCACCGCAGCUACAUCCCUCGAGACCACCACCAACUUCCCAACCACAUCAGGGCCCCAAACCCCACCUAGUAAGUCUCCCUCUGUGACCAUGCCCUUGCUCUCACCAACCUCUCCGACACCCAGCAUCCCAACCAGUCCAUCCAUGGCCUCUUCUGCCACCCCUGCUCAUAGUCCUCCAACCGUGUCUAUCAGCAGCAGUGGCAGUUCGCAGCUGACCACAACCACCGCAGCCACCACCGCCACACACACUUUCUCCCCUAUUGACAGUCUCACCUCUCCUGUGCCCCUCAGCUCCAGCCUCCGCCCAUUCCCUCCAUCUCUCGGAACCCCUCUGUCUCCACACCCCAGCCUUACAACCACUUCUCUUUCUCCCACUACUUCUGCACAUUCCUCUAUCUUUCCCCUGGACACUCCACCUACCUCCCACACUCCUCUCUCGUCCUCCGCCUUCACUCCCUCACCCUCUGUGGGGAGUGUUUCCCAGCCCCCUCUCACCCCCAGCAUGGUCCCUCCUAAGCCGUUUCCUACAGGCCCCACAUCAUCCUUUCCCUCUCUUUCUCCCCUUUCCUCUCCCCUGCCCCCCUCCAUCCUGCCAUCUGUCACCUUACCGGCCCUCUCUUCCCUGUCCACCACAUCCACUGUGCACCUGUCCCCGCCCCUGGCCUCCAGCACAGACUCUCCAUCCACAUCCAGGACCACGUCCCAGGUCCCCCCGCCUUCCACGCUCUCCUCUCAGGCCACCACAUUGCAGGUUACCACUCUUACCACCGCGGCCCCUGUGUCAGGCCUGGUGUCCUCAACUUUGGGAACGAUAUCCUCCCCGCACUCUCCACCCACCAACCUCACCACUAGGCACCCUGGGACCACUCUGCUGCCCACAUCCACAUUUACGUCCAGCUCGGUUGCUUCCCACACCUCACCCACCACCCUGGAGGUGCUGUCCACUGUGAGCCCCUGGAUAUCCCCUCUGGUGACCUCUUCCACUGGCUCUGCAGAGCCCUGCAGGGUGCAUGAGCGCGAACAGUUGGUCACUCACCAGGGCUGCACCGCUAACGUGACCCUGACCCUCUGCGAGGGCGUCUGCACCUCCUCCACCAGCUUCAAUACCACCACCCAGCAGCUGGACGUCCACUGCGGCUGCUGCCGGCCUCUCAGCUCCUACACGCAGGAGCUCCUGCUGCCCUGCCAGGACCCCAGUGCGCCCAGCCAGCUGCUCACGUUCACCGUGCAAGUGGUCCACAGCUGUGUGUGCAGGCGCCAGCGCUGUGGAGAAUAGAGGGGCAGGGUCAAAGGUCAAGGGACACACCUCUCUGGUCCCAAUCCUAGUCCCAGGCAAGGCCUCAAGAUCCAGAGCAGAGGGCAGGAAAGGAAGACAGGGCUGAUCAGGUGGUGUUUACACCGGUGCAGGGUGAGCACCACAUGCAGCAAAGAGCACAAGGCGACAGGAGGUGGGAGAUGCCCUCCAUGCCCACAGGACCUGCGCCUUCCAAGGAAGCCACUGCCGCCAACAAGCAGAUUCCAAAUAAACUGGUUCUUCUGAGGCAGCGGUCUAUGGGCACUACUGUCACCGCCCCCUGGGAGUGGUGGGCUGUGUGGGACAGGAGGCUGCCUCCAGCCUCGGGGCCUUCCCCACCAUCUGUGCUAACUCGGGCCCAGCUGAGUGCACCAGGGCCAGAGGCCUCCAGAGGGCAGUGCGGCCAGGGAGUCACAGCCCAGCACAAACUGCAGCCGGCAGCCUGGAAGACACUGGGAAGUCUGGCCAGGCUCCCCGCGCCACGGGUCAGCCUGGGAGACUUUGGCCAGCCCAGCCACACCCAGUCAGGCCACAGGACAUCAGGCCGGGCCCAGAGUCAGGCUGGAGACACCAGUCAGGCCUGGGGACAUCAGGGAGGCCCAGCCUCACCCAGUCAGGCCAGGGGACCUCACUUCGAAAGGGGGCCCCAGGUAGCCCCCAUGUGACCUGAGACCUCAGCGCACCACAGGAACAGCACACUCACCUGAUUGGAAAGGAGCCAUGCCCGCUGCACCCUCCAGAGCCCCUUUGGUCAGGAGUCUAGUCAUACUGGUGGAGCAAAGGCACAUCACUUCCUGAGGUCCCCACACCCACACCUCCUGGCAGCCACUGUGUGGCAGGACAGGCCUGGUGGGCGGCACUGCACAUCACCUGCCAGGUGGAGGGCCCUCAGAAUGCUCCCCCCAAAGACCACACACACACUCUGGGCUCUGCUCUAGUGUUUAUUUUCUUCUGAAGAGAAGGAUACUGCAGGAUGGCACCCUGCAUGUGCAGAGGGCAGGGCUGGGCCCUGGUAGCAGCCCCUUCAGGCCAGGGGACUUUCCGAUCGGAGAUCAGCAGGGACACCUGGAGGCGUGAGCCACGGCCACACAGGCACAGGCAGGAUACAGGCCACCUGCUGGUCAGACCCCAGGCUCCAGCAGACACGGCCAGGAUCAGAGAUGGAACGGUCUAAAGCCAACUGCACAGGAUCCCCAGCAUGGGACUGUGGGAACCUUGAGGGCUGGCACAAGGACGAGGCAGGGCCGCCUGGGUGGAUGGCUACACUUGUGCCUCGAGAACCAGGGCUAACUGUGUGGGACAAAGCUGCCCAGCCUCGCCAGCGUGGAGCCUGGGCCUGGGCAUACCUCGGGUCAGAGUACAGGCCCAGUAGUGGCUCCUGAGGCCACUCCACCCUGGCCUGUGGGCCUGCUACACACAAGGAUGACUGUGAGGCCAUGGUAGAUUCCAGCGCAAACUCAGUGAGCCCACCAGGGCUGCCACCUCACCUGGCCUUGUCACUUCCUGCCCAGACUCAGGUUUCCUUCCUCCGCAUUCAAGCUGCAGCUGCAUAGGUGCAGGUCUGCAGCACUCAGGCCUGUGACUGGCACUAGGGGACACCACACUGACAGGAAAGGGCCACCAGCAGGGAGGCACGAGCACCACUCGGGACAUCGCCACAACUGUGUGACCUGAGGCCUCAGUGCACCGUGGGAACAGCACAUCUGCUUAACCAGAAGGGAGCUGGGCCCAUGCCUUCCAGAGCCGCCUGGAGCUCCACCCUCCAAAA